AUGAGUCUAUUCCGGGCACACCUCGUCUUUUAUCGGUGUGCUCUCAAUCUAAAUUCAUCUUAUAACUUUGGUUUCUUAGUUGCAAUUACCUUUGUACUCCAAAUAAUUACAGGUAUCACUUUAGCGUUCCGAUAUACUUCUGAAGCAUCUUGUGCAUUUGCUAGUGUUCAACAUCUAGUUAGAGAGGUAGCAGCAGGAUGGGAAUUUAGGAUGUUGCAUGCAACAACUGCUUCUUUCGUCUUCUUGUGUAUCUUAAUACACAUGUCUCGAGGUAUGUAUAACUCCAGCUAUAGUUAUUUAACUACUGCUUGGAUGUCUGGUUUAGUUUUAUAUCUACUUACUAUAGCCACUGCUUUCCUCGGUUAUGUACUACCAUGGGACAGAUGA
Besnoitia besnoiti is the source of this 387-nucleotide messenger RNA. RefSeq names its product putative apocytochrome b. Gene Ontology annotation, cellular component: membrane. Bases 1 to 387 code for a protein of 128 amino acids. The record is from RefSeq and is a predicted model, not a curated record. Gene Ontology annotation, biological process: mitochondrial electron transport, ubiquinol to cytochrome c. The transcript has a single exon. NCBI's taxonomy places the organism in Eukaryota, Apicomplexa, Conoidasida, Eucoccidiorida, Sarcocystidae. Gene Ontology annotation, molecular function: electron transfer activity.